UUCCUUUUCAUCAUCAUCACAUCAGCUUUUGUAGGCUAUGAGCGCUAUUGCUGCUCGGCGAGCACGUCUGGCAGCAGCUGCUCAAGCAUCCUUAAGCUCAACGCCGGAGCCUUUACCAAUCAGUGAAAAGGGAAAAGAGGCAGCAAGUGGAACAUUGAGCAAUAACAGCAGUGAUACAAAGAGGCUCAGCAACGCCAUCAUAAGUGAAGAAAGCAGUAGUGCGGAUGAAAGACGCAGAGGAGAUAAGAAAGGAAAGCGGAUAAAAAUUGCGGAAGAUGACGCUAGAAAACAGGACAACUUGCCCAACAGUAGCUACGAUAGCGCAUACACACACAAUGGAAGUGGAACAGAUGUUCGACAGACUAGAAAUGAUGCAGAGGUCAUACUGUCAAAGGUGACAGAAAGCAGCAAGUUCACGCCCAUAUUGGAGGGAGAAGGCAAAAAUGUACACCUUGUCACCAAGAAAAGUGCAAUUUGUGCAUUGGAAGUGGGCGAAACGAUGAACUUGCUCGGUCGUGGUACAGUGAAAGUACUGGAUGGUUCUGCAUCAUUAGGUGGUGCCCUUCUCUCAUCUCAACAUCGGGAAGCACUUGUUCUAGCCUCUACAGUAUCGCCAUUACCAGUAUUGGAAGCCAUCGGAACGACAUCCGCACCAGCCCAAUUGAAGCAAUAUGGAUUCGGUCUGGCGCGCAAUUAUGCCGCCGUCAUUCAAGUGGAAGAAGACAUUCCUAGCAGAGUGGGGGAAUUGCAUUCAAUUUGCACUCAGAUUCCUAAAAAUGCCUUUGAAGUGUCUUCAUUCUAUCAUCCAUCUUGGCCUUUGGCAUCUGUUGGUCCGCAGUAUACACAAAGUAAGGCGUUGCUGCACGUACAUGUACCAAAUGCUUGGAAAAGGGUCCUAACAGCAACCGAGGAGCUCUUGCAAUAUGGUCAGACUCUUCCACCAACGUUUCUCGUAAGAGGGCCGAAAAGAGUUGGCAAAUCAACCUUGAGCCGCUUUCUGUUGCAGAGACUUUUGACAAAACACGAAGGACAAGUUGCCUACCUUGAAACGGAUUUAGGUCAAUCAGAGUUUAGUUUGCCCGGUAUGGUGUCUCUGCAUGUCUUCGAUUCAGCAUGGCAAAAAGAGGAAGGGUCAACACCUCUACUCUUCGCGCCCAGUUGGGCAAGUAUUCGACAACCUGUCAAUGCUCACUUUUUGGGUGAUUACAGCCCGAAAAACGAUCCGGGCAGAUAUAUCGCAGCAAUUCAGAAUUUGUUGACAUCUUACAGGAAUCAUUGGGCCUCGCAAGGUGUGCCUUUGAUCGUCAAUACUCAAGGCUGGGUCAAGGGAUUGGGAGCACAGCUAUUGUCGCAAAUUGAAGCGCUUGUCGAGCCAUCACUGAUACUCAAUAUCUCAGAGGAAGUAGAUAUGAAUGACGCAGAGGAAUUCCAAGAUGCACCACUACCUCGCAUCGUUACAUUGGAAGCUUCUCCGUCAUUAUUUACGAGAGAGAGGAGUAUGAAUGCGGUAGAAGCUCGAUCUUUGAGUAUCAUUUCCUAUUUCUAUGCCUCAAACUUACCCGCAACGGGUAAGGACAUCCUUCCUUCUUGGUCCACAUCAAAAGGCAUAUUGGAACGGCCGCCGUUUAGCAUUAAGGUUUCUACUGGUCUCAAGGGUGGUAUACAUAUCUUGGAUCAUGGUGCUUGCGUAUCAGAAAGGCUUUCGCUGAUGGCUUUGAACGGAAGCUGUGUAGCUGUUGUCAUCAGUCGUGACGAUGGGCAGGAUGAUCAAGACGAGUCUACUCAGUCUUCACCUUGGUCUACUGCUCUACGAAAGCAGUUCCCCCCACAUGACGCAAGUACAUGCAUUGGGUUGGGCAUCGUUCAAUCUAUAGACGUUGCCAACGGGUCGCUUAAUCUGAUCUCUCCAAUAUCAGAGUUCGUCAUUCGGUCUGCAGCGAGAGCUUUGUAUGGGGGAGAUGAGAACUCCCAUUCUAUCAAGAUGUCGAUCAUCAAAGGAGCAGUUGAUAUACCCGUCUGUCUGUCUCUAGAUCGUGCAGUAUUGAAUUCGCUCAACAGUUCAAAUACUGACCAAAAUAUACCCAGAGGUGUUGCUAAUGUUGCAUUCGCAGAUGUGCCUUACCUAGACUUUGAUGUCAAUACAGCCGAAGAAGAAGUUGUGAUUGAUAUGAAAAAGCGUAGGAUAAGACGCAAUCUUCUUCGACCUAGUCAAAGGAAAGGAUGAUCUGAAUGCCUUGUACUUCUAUACACAAACAUAAAAUUGUAUUAUACAUUUAGCAUUUGUAUUGCAAUAAUUGUACAAUAGAUCUGGUAUCAUCAAUCCGUUUUUAUGAUAUGCAUAACAACAGACCCGCCAAAGACAAAGAUUGUCAAGAAUAAAGUUG
Molecule: messenger RNA, 2384 nt
Organism: Meira miltonrushii
Lineage: Eukaryota; Fungi; Basidiomycota; Exobasidiomycetes; Exobasidiales; Brachybasidiaceae
Exons: 1
Coding region: 38-2224 (728 amino acids)
Biological process (GO): cleavage in ITS2 between 5.8S rRNA and LSU-rRNA of tricistronic rRNA transcript (SSU-rRNA, 5.8S rRNA, LSU-rRNA)
Cellular component (GO): nucleus
Molecular function (GO): polynucleotide 5'-hydroxyl-kinase activity
Source: RefSeq, a predicted model, not a curated record